UACAGCCUUUUGUUUGGCUGCAAUUUCUGGAAACCUGAAAAUAGCUGAAAUACUGUUUGGCAAGAAUCCAAAGUUGUUAUGUAUGAGAGGGCACAAUGAUAUGCUGCCAAUUCAAUUAGCAUCUUCUGCAGGGCAUAUUCCCAUGACAGAAUUUUUAUUUCAAGCUACAGAUGACCUACACAAUAUUCUACCCUUCCCAGACAUCGUGAAGCUAUUUUUCAUGACCAUCACCAACAACAUUUUCACCGUGACAUCAAAGUUGUUGGAUCGCUAUCCAAAAUUGGUUACCAUUGAAAACGAAGAGGGAUUGACAACUUUGCAAAUGCUUGCUCAAUUUUCCUGGUGCAAGGAAACUGUUGGUCAUCAAGAUAUUAUAAAUUCGUUGUUUAAGGGAAUGGAAGAAGAGAAAGAGGCUCUCAACUCUGAACAAUUGUCAAAAGCAUUGUUCGAUGCAGCAAAAUCAGGAAACAUUAUGAUUCUAGAACGUCUUUUUAUGUACCAUCCAGAUUUGCUUUUUGAAGUGGAUUCCACAGAGCAAAGAAGCUUACUUCACAUUGCUAUUCUAUAUCGACAAGAAACUGUAUACCGACUAAUAUUAAGCAAGGGGGCUUCCAAGAAUGUUAUGAUGCAGUUGAUUGAUUUUGAGGGGAACAAUGUUCUUCACUUAGCUGGAAAGUUGGCACCUGAAGAAAGAUUCGCAUUAUCAACAAACCAUGUUAUCAUGCGUUGUGAAGAGAAAUGGUUUAAGGAAGUGGAGAAAAUAGUUCCAGGUGCAAUGAAAAGAAUGAGAAAUAAAGAUGGUUUGACUCCUAAAGAAUUAUUCUAUUGGUCGCACAAAGGGUUGCACAAAGAAUCAGAAUCUGAAGUGAAAGUUACAGCAAAUACUUUAGUAGUGGUAGCAACUCUUGUGAUCACCUUAGGGAUCACCGCAGUUUUGACCCUUCCCGUUAAGGAUAUUGAGAGUAAAGAUACUCCUAUUUUUGGGAGGAAGACAUGGUAUACGUUAUUUUAUCUAUCAAUUACAUCUGGAACAUGCUUAUGUGCGGCAUCUAUGUUCUGCUAUGCUUCAGUUAUUCUUCCUUCAAGUUGGGAACCAAAAGAAGAGUCUGUGUUCUCGCGGCAAACAAAGUUGAUAUUUGGGAAUGGGACACUUUUUGGGUCCAUUGCACUCAUGUUUUCUUCUAUUGGUUCUGGUUCCAUAUUGAUAUUUGACUUCAUCUCCAAUUGGAUCCUUUUUUCCAUUUCUGGACUUGGUUGUAUCGUAUUGCUUUUGCAUUUUGCACUUGACCAUAAACGAUGGGAUAGCUCUCUGCGCUUUGUGCUAUCCUUUUUCGUGCUACCUCCGGAGAAGCGACCAAGAUUGUUAUGGCCAAUCCAUAACAUCUAUGAAGCCUGCCACCCUUUGCCAAAGGAAAAAAAGAAAAAAAACAAGAACUUCAAUUAGUUAGAAUUAAACUAAAAUACAAGGUUGUGCUCAAGAGCUCUGGCUGUUUUUAUAUAAGAUGGGUAGUUUGUUUCUUAUUUUAAGACAGUAGUUUGUUGUGCAUGUGAUUCGUUUUCAUAUUAUGUACACCUUUUAUUCUUUUCACAUUUACAUCUUUCCUCGAUUGACCAA
Molecule: messenger RNA, 1615 nt
Organism: Cajanus cajan (pigeon pea)
Lineage: Eukaryota; Viridiplantae; Streptophyta; Magnoliopsida; Fabales; Fabaceae
Source: RefSeq, a predicted model, not a curated record